AUGUCGCAAUCCGCUGCGGAUGAGCCGGUGGAUCAAUACUUGCCAAUAAAGUUAUCCCUUCCCGCAUAUGUCCCGCUCAAGCCUGCGCUGCGUCGACAAAUUGAAAGCAUUUUCAACAGCAGCGCCAACGAUGACAUCAAACAAGCGUUGAACCAUCAACGCGAAAUAACCAAAAAAUACCUAAAACACAUUCUAUCUCGAGAUGACUUAGACGUCGAUGAAACAACCCUCCACAAUUUUCUCCGCGGCUACAAAUCCUUGUACCGCUCACAUUUGGCCCAGGACACCUUCGCCAACCUCUCGCGGCAUCCCGAGUUGGUUGAUGCCUUGGACGUCUCCAGCCCCGAGCUAUGCCUCGCAAAUCUCGACGAGCACCACGUGGCAAACAAGUCCAAUUUUAUCGACAUCAUAAGGCAAAAUACCAUAAUGCCAGACGACGCAGCAGUGGACCAGGCGUUGCGGAAAGAUGAGUUCUACGUGUUGAUCAAAAACAUCGCUUUUGUGAUUCGAAAUCCCGAAGAGGCCAUCCCCGACGAAGGAGACGACGACUUGAGCAUGGCGGGAGUCAAAGUCAACUUGAAGGACCCCAUGACGAUGAACUUCUUUGUCGUGCCGAAAAUGUCAACGAUUUGCCAUCACACGUAUGAAGAGCUGAGUAUCUUGCAACACUUGGGCACGGGCAAGAGGCAGUGUCCCGUUGUCACGUGCACUUCGCCUUUGGAUCAGACGUCGUUGAAGGAUGACAUGUUGAUGCGCUUUCGGAUCCGCAUCGUCAAGAAGAUGGAAAGAGGUGCUAAUCGAGAUUUGGACUUGGUUGAAUGA
Molecule: messenger RNA, 822 nt
Organism: Lodderomyces beijingensis
Lineage: Eukaryota; Fungi; Ascomycota; Pichiomycetes; Serinales; Debaryomycetaceae
Source: the annotation of a GenBank genome assembly